Molecule: messenger RNA, 1857 nt
Organism: Camellia sinensis
Lineage: Eukaryota; Viridiplantae; Streptophyta; Magnoliopsida; Ericales; Theaceae
Source: RefSeq, a predicted model, not a curated record
UUGCGCCUCUUACGGGUCUGGACCCGUAAGUUUGGUCGGGUGAACACAAACCGCUCCAUAUAAGUUUGAACAUCAAGCCGAGGGGGAGCUACUGUUCACAGUCAAAGCACACUUUCACUCACCGGCGGCGGCGGCUGCUCUUCCUUCCCAUUUUCAGGGUUUGCUGACUCUGAUUGCAGAUCAUCUCAGUUGAAUCUUGACCUUUGAGGUCAGUUUGAGAAUUGAAUUGCAAUGGCUGUAGUUGCUUCUGCUCCUGGAAAGGUCUUGAUGACUGGGGGCUAUCUUGUUUUGGAGAGGCCCAAUGCGGGGAUUGUACUCAGUACGAAUGCUCGGUUCUAUGCAAUUGUGAAACCAUUUUAUGAGGAAAUUAAACCCGACAGCUGGGCAUGGGCAUGGACAGAUGUGAAAUUAACUUCCCCACAGAUGUCAAGAGAAACUACUUACAAAAUGUCGCUAAAACAUUUAGCACUUCAGUGCAUCUCUUCGAGUGAAUCAAGGAACCCCUUUGUAGAAUAUGCAGUGCAAUAUGCUGUUGCAGCAGCCCUUGCAACAUUGGAAAAGGAUAAGAAGGAUUUGUUACACAAACUACUUUUGCAAGGUCUUGAUAUUACAAUCUUAGGUUGCAAUGAUUUCUAUUCAUAUCGGAAUCAGAUUGAAGCACUUGGACUCCCUUUGACACCAGAAUCUUUAGCUUCCCUUCCGCCAUUUACAUCAAUUACUUUUAACAUUGAAGAAGCAAAUGGAGGAAAUCGCAAGCCUGAAGUUGCAAAAACUGGAUUGGGAUCAUCUGCAGCUAUGACAACUGCAGUGGUUGCUGCUUUACUUCAUUACCUUGGAGUUGUUAAUCUUUCCUCCUUGUCUGAAGAUCAACACCAGGAAAAAGAGAAUACUAUGGAUCUUGAUGUGGUGCAUGUGAUAGCUCAAACUGCUCACUGUAUUGCACAAGGGAAAGUUGGCAGUGGGUUUGAUGUUAGUUCUGCAGUUUAUGGUAGUCAACGAUAUGUUCGCUUUUCACCAGAAGUGCUUUCUUUUGCUCAGGAUGCAGUUAAAGGAAAAGCAUUAGAGGAAGUCAUUGGUGAUGUACUGAAUGGCAAAUGGGACCAUGAGAGGACUAAAUUUUCGUUGCCUCCAUUGAUGAAUCUUUUACUAGGAGAACCAGGAACUGGAGGGUCAUCCACAGUAUCAAUGGUGGGUGCUGUCAAGAAGUGGCAAAAAUCUGAACCUCAGAAGGCCCUGGAAACUUGGAGAAAGCUGUCAGAGGCAAAUUCAGUACUUGAAAUGUGCCUCAAUAUGUUAAGCAAAAUGGCAAAAGAACAUUGGGAUUCAUAUAAAUCCAUUAUCGGCAACUGCAGCAUGCAUAAGUCAGAAAAGUGGAUGGAGCAAACCAGUAAACCAAGAGAAACAGAAAUCGUUAAAGCAUUAUUAGGAGCAAGAGACUCCAUGCUUCAGAUCAGGUGUCACAUGCGCCUGAUGGGUGAGGCUGCAGGCAUACCGAUAGAACCUGAAUCACAAACUCGGCUUUUGGAUGCUACUAUGAAUAUGGAAGGAGUUCUGUUGGCCGGAGUUCCUGGAGCUGGCGGUUUUGAUGCUGUUUUUGCAGUCACCUUAGGGAAUUCAAGCAGCAACGUCACCAAAUCAUGGAGUUCACUUAAUGUGCUGGCCUUGCUGGUUAGAGAAGAUCCUCGUGGUGUUUCUUUAGAAACCACUGAUCCGCAAGCCAAGGAAAUUACAUCAGCGAUUUCUUCAGUUCAUAUCAAAUAAGCUGACAUCCUCCCUUGUAUGUUAUUUAUAGAUUAAAAUUACCAUUUUAGGUUUAGGUGUGGCAACUGUAAUCUGCAUGAGUGAGAGAAUUCAUUC